Momordica charantia (bitter melon) is the source of this 2471-nucleotide messenger RNA. The record is from RefSeq and is a predicted model, not a curated record. Lineage: Eukaryota; Viridiplantae; Streptophyta; Magnoliopsida; Cucurbitales; Cucurbitaceae.
UUCAACUCCAUUUUUGUUUCUGACUAUCGAAGUAAGUUUGUUGAACGAUCGAAAGCGGAUUCAGAAUUUUUAGGCUCUCAUUUUGUCCAUUGGAGACCGAGGUCUCUCAUCAAGAUGCAAUACUUCUAUAUUGGAUCGAAAUGCCUGAAAUUUGUAUGAAUUCGGAUUUGAUUAAGUACGUGGAGUGAUCCUGCUGCUUGAUGCUUCGUAAUAGAAUCGUAGCUUAGUUGAGAUAAAAUUAAGUUUCUCUUGAUGGAGAUGCUGGUAAUCGUCCUCAAUCUGGUUUUUACUGGAAACCUUUUAGAAAGUAGCUGAAGAGAUGUUUUGAUGCAGAGUUUUCAAAUUUACCGUAGAGGUGGUUGAUCUAAGUGGUGAAAAUGCUGUUGAUUCAGAAUGGAUGGCCUACUUAGGAGCAUAUCGUUACUUACGAUCAUUAAAUCUUUCCAACUGCCACAGGCUUUCUAGUUCUGGUAUAUGGGCUAUUGCAGGGAUGACUACUUUAAGGGAGUUGAACCUUUCGAGAUGUUCGAAAGUUACUGAUGCUGGAAUUAGGCAUCUUUUAUCCAUACCAACUUUGGAAAAGCUAUGCAUUGCUGAGACUGGCAUCACUGCACAUGGAGUUACACUCCUUUCUUCCUUAAAAACAUUGGUGUUCUUGGAUUUGGGUGGUCUAGCUGUCACCGACCAGGCCCUGAGUUCUCUUCAGGUGCUCACAAAAUUACAAUACCUUGACCUUUGGGGUAGUAAAAUAUCUAACACUGGAUCUGAUGUUCUACAAAUGUUUCCGAAGUUGAACUUCCUGAAUAUAGCUUGGACUAAUGUCACCAAAUUCCCAAACUUGCCUCAUCUUGAGUCCCUGAACGUGAGUAACUGCGUAAUUGACUCUACUAUUAAAGGGUCUGGUGCUAAAGUUCCUCUAAGAAAGCUUAUUGCCUCUGGAGCUACAUUUUCAAACGAGACUGAAGACCUGGAAUUUGUUGGAACCAGUUUCCUAAAUCAUCUGGACUUCUCGAAUGCUUGUCUUCACAGAUUCUGCUUCUUACCUCAUAUGAAAGCAUUGGAACAUUUGGACCUUAGCUCUACUGCCAUAGGAGACAAUUCGGCUGGAUUAAUUGCAUCCGUUGGAGAAAAUUUGAAACAUCUAAACCUCAGCUGCACAACAGUCAGCUCUUCUGGAGUUGGGAUUUUAGCUGGAAAAGUUCCAAACCUUGAAACUUUGUCACUAUCCCACACCAUGAUUGAUGAUUUUGCCAUAUCAUAUAUAAGUUUGAUGCCUGGCUUGAAGAGCAUUGACCUCAGCGAAACAGACAUUAAAGGUUACAUUUACCUAUCAGCUGCGGAGGGAAAUGAGUAUCUCUCAUUUACAGACUUGCAAAACCUUGAUUGUUUAGAAAUAUUGAAUUUGGAGCGCACUCAUGUGGACGAUGAAUCUCUACGCCCAUUAUCAAGAUUCCGAAGGCUGAGUCACUUGCUGCUUAGAAGUCCCUCAUUGACAGAUGUGUCACUGAGCUACUUGUCGAUUUUGCCCAAGCUGACAAUCCUCAGUAUUCGGGAUGCAGUUUUGACAAACCAGGCGUUUGAUUUGCUUAAGCCUGCGGCAACUCUACAAAAGAUUGACUUGAGAGGUUGUUGGCUGUUAACUGAAGAUGGUCUUUUAGAAUUUCACCGAAGGUUUCCACAAAUUGAAGUUAGACAUGAACUUUUUCACUUCUCAUCUGAUCAAACUUCCUCUGAUCGACCUUCAACUCAUUUUACUCCAAAGAAAUUACAAUUGAACCAGAGGAACAAAUCUGCCGCCAUGUCACCAUAUUUUGUAGAUCAAAGGUUGAAGUAUAGUAGCGAAGAGCUACUUGCCCUACAGUUUUCUUCUCUGUCCCAUGGUUCCACAUCUACUCGUGAAAUUGGUCAGAAAUCUGAUACCUGAAGAUGCAGUAACACAAAGUGAAGUUUUCGUUCAAUGCACGGUUCAAAUCACUUGCUUCUGGUUGAGAUCAGAACUUGAAAGAUAAGGGCCGAAACGUUCGAGAUAGCAUAGCAGGAGAAGGGAAGGACAUUGAGCAAGGGGAGAAAUCUUUCAAUAGAGGAAAGGGAUGAGAGGUUUAAAUUUAAACAGAAGUUCUUUCAAAUUUAAUGGCAGGAGUGAAGUAGAGUUUUGCAGUGGAGUAAACUUGCAUGGAUUUUAAAAGAGGAGGAUGAAUAAAUUAAUCACUGUUGUUCCAUAGAUUGGUAGUUAGAAGGUGGAGUAAGUUAGAAGACGAAGGUAUUUAAGAGGAAAUCUUGAAGUUAUUCCGUAAUCGUAGCAGUUUUUCAGGAAGCUACAAAUUGGCAGCCUCGAAGGUAUUCUGAGAAUUGAAUUUUUUGGUAAUCAUAUUUUAUUAUUGAUGACUGAGGUUCAUUGUAUUUACAUCGUUAAGUUUACUUACCAAUUAUGUGUUAUGUAUUGAAAAUAUAGUGAAGUUUUCUUCGAAACA